AUGGAAAAUAUAAGUGAAAAUUAUGUUGAUAAUGUUGUUCUUGAUAAUGCAAUGGAAGAUUUAGGGAAUGAAGGAGAAAGAGAAGAAGAUGAAUUAGAGAAGAAGAAUGAAUACGUUGAGUGUGAGACAUCUGAAUUGAUACACAAAGAAGUUGCUAAUGAUGAAGAAGCUUACAAAUUAUACAAUGAGUAUGCAUUUAAAUGCGGAUUUGGUAUCCGGAAGGGUAAAGUUUGUUGGAGAUAUGAUACAAAGACCAUCAGACAACAUUUUUUGGUUUGUAGUCGUGAAGGAUUGAAAGACACAAAAGGUGGUGUGCCUAAGGCAUAUACUAAGCUUGAUCAACAUUGUGGAUGUAAAGCGUUUAUUCAAUUUGAUGUUUCCAAAGAGUCUGGACUUUUUAUUGUUACUAAGCACCAUAUGAUUCACAAUCACCCCAUGGUGCCAUUGAAACAAAGACAUUUAAUAAGAUCUCAUAGGAAAGUGACAGUUGAACAAUUGCACAUGAUUAAUAAUUUGAGAAGUUGUGGAGUUGGGGUUGCUGAAGCUGUGCGUGUAUUGAGGAAGGAAGCCGGGGAUCUGCAAAUCUUGGUUUUGCGACAGAGAUGCUUAUGA
Beta vulgaris subsp. vulgaris (sugar beet) is the source of this 612-nucleotide messenger RNA. Its product is annotated as protein FAR1-RELATED SEQUENCE 5-like. Lineage: Eukaryota; Viridiplantae; Streptophyta; Magnoliopsida; Caryophyllales; Amaranthaceae. The record is from RefSeq and is a predicted model, not a curated record. The coding region runs from base 1 to 612 and encodes 203 amino acids. The transcript is spliced from 3 exons.